AUGAAGAAACAGUACCCCCAGGUCUUCACAGGACUGGGCUGCCUCACAGGGGAGUACAAAAUCAAAUUGAAGGACGAUGUCAAGCCCUAUGCACUGUCACUGCCACGGCAUGUACCUCUGCCACUGCAUGACAAGGUCAAAGAGGAGCUCCAAAGAAUGGAGAAAAUGGGUGCGAUCGUGCCCAUAGAGGAGCCUACAGACUGGUGUGCGGGCAUGGUCAUGGCACCAAAGCCCAACGGAAAUAUCAGAAUCUGCUCCGACAUGACACAUCUGAAUGAGUACAUUUACAGAGAGAGACACAUCUUGCCAGCUGUCGACGAAACCCUGGCUAAGUUGGCUGGGGCAACCGUCUUUUCGAAGCUGGAUGCUACAGCUGGAUUCUGGCAGGUACCCCUGCAUCCACAAUCAGUCCCACUGACUACAUUCAUCACGCCUUUCGGGAGAUACUGCUACAAGAGACUGCCUUUCGGCAUUUCGUCAGCACCCGAGCACUUUCAAAAAUGGCUGACACCGAUGGUGACGGGGUUAGAAGGGACGGUAUGCCAUGCUGAUGACAUCCUUGUCUUUGGGUCAACACGAGAACAACAUGACCAGAGGCUGCACAGGGUGUUGGUGUGGCUCCUGGAAGAGGGGCUGACACUGAACAAGUGUCAGUUUGCAGUCAACAAGGUAAUGUUCCUGGGCCACAUCAUCAGCACGGGGGGCAUAGAAGCGGAUCCAGGCAAGAUCAAAGCCAUCACAGCGAUGCCCACGGCUAAAGACGCUGCGGACGUGAAAAGGUUUGUGGGCAUGGUCAACUACGUGGGCAAGUUCUCUCCACGUAUAGCAGAACUCACACAGCCACUGAGAGACCUGCUAAAAACAGACAAAGACUGGGUGUGGGGCAGUGCAGAGCAGAGAGCAUUCGACGAGCUGCGUAAGGAACUCAGCUCACCAACAGUACUGGCCCAGUACUGUCUACACCGAGAGACAAUAGCAGCAGAUGCUUCAUCCUUUGGGCUAGGUGGAGUGUUGUCUCAGAAGCAGCAGUCUGGAGUCAGCAGUCCAAUAGCCUUCAUAUCACGCAGCAUGACAGACACGGAGCGUAGGUACGCUCAGAUAGAGAAGGAAGCGCUGGCGCUGACCUGGGCGUGUGAGCGCUUUCAGUCUUACCUCAUAGAGAAGGACUUUUUGAUACAAACUGAUCACAAACCUCUGAUUUCCCUGCUGGGCAGUAGGGCAUUGGAUGACUUACCACCCCGCAUCCUGAGAUUCAGGCUGCGGCUGCUUUGUUUGAUGUACAAGAUUGAACACGUGCCUGGAAAGAAAUUGGUCACAGUGGACACACUCUCCAGAGCACCAAUCCAAGCGCUGCCUACACCGGAGGACAAGCAGCUGGAAGAGGAUGUGUGUGUCUCCAUCAACAUCAUCAUGGAGCACCUGCCAGCAUCAGAACAGAGGUUAGUGCAGAUCAGAGCAGCACAAGAAGCAGAUGAUGUGUGCAAAAGACUAAAAUGCAUGGUGCAAACAGGUUGGCCCCUGAACACAAAAGCUCUUCCACCACAACUGCAGCUGUACUGGCAGUAUCAACAAGACCUGCUGGUGGCAGACGGACUGCUGAUGAAAGGCCAACGAAUCGUCAUCCCCACCACACUGCAAGAGCAAAUGCUGGACAAAAUACACGAAGGUCACCAAGGUAUGACAAAGUGUGUGGCCAGAGCGCAGCAAUCAAUGUGGUGGCCAGGUCUGUCUAAACAGAUCAAGGGGAAGGUGGAAAACUGUGCAACCUGUGCAUGGGAGGCCCACAAUGCACCAGAGCCACUGCUGGCAACUCAGCUGCCAGAAAGACCAUGGCAGCGUGUGGCAGUGGAUCUCUUUCAGUGGGAAAAUGCAAUGUAUCUUCUGUGCAUCGACUACUACUCACGCUACAUUGAAGUGGCAAACCUCACCUCCACCACCACAGCUCACGUGACAGGAAAUCUGAAGGCGAUCUUUGCCUGUCACGGAGUCCCAGAGACAGACAACGUCACAGACAACGGCCCUCAGUUCUCUGCAGCGGAGUUUGCAGCCUUCGCCAGAGAGUACGACUUCACACACAUGACCAGCAGUCCCCGUUACCCUCAAAGUAAUGGAGAGGCUGAGAUGGCGGUGAGGACAGUAAAAUCUCUCCUGAAGAAGGAGGAAGAUCCCCACAAGGCACUCAUGGCCUCAGGCCUACAGGGCCACUCCCUUGGCACAAGGCUCAUCCCCUGCACAGCUGCUGAUGGGCCGCAACAUCAGGACACCCCUGCCGGUCAGUGA
Molecule: messenger RNA, 2280 nt
Organism: Thalassophryne amazonica
Lineage: Eukaryota; Metazoa; Chordata; Actinopteri; Batrachoidiformes; Batrachoididae
Exons: 1
Coding region: 1-2280 (759 amino acids)
Biological process (GO): DNA integration
Molecular function (GO): nucleic acid binding
Source: RefSeq, a predicted model, not a curated record